AGCAGCCACGGCGCCGAGCCCGGAGGGAGGCGGCACCAUGGAGCUGAAGAAGGACAGCAACGCCGUGGCCAUCGACAUGCUGCUCAUCGUGCACUCUGAGAAGCGGCGCGCGGCCCAAACCACGCAAUUGGACUCUCAAGAGGACCCGAGCGCGCUGCUGCAAAACCGAGGAGGGUCCCAAGGUGUCAGAAAUGGAAUUCGGAAAUGGCAAGAAUUGGAAAGAAACGGCUUUCAAGGAAACUUGUCAGAGAAGCAAUGCCUUCAGCAGCCUCAGGUCAUCACUUCCUAUGACAACCAAGGUACUCAGCUGACGGUGGAAAUCCACCCCCAAGACGCUAUGCCCCAGCUACUCAAGAAGUUCUCUUUGGCGAAGCGUUUACAAGGUGACAAAAAUGGAAACAUGAGACCCCGGCAGCCUGGAGGGAAAGAUGCCCAUGCCUACCCCUGGGACAGGUCCAGCUUGAAAUCUAUGCCCCUGGAUCUGCGGCACUUUGAGAAACUUGAUGCCUCUGCCUCACAGGUAUCAGUCAAGAGUGGCCUGGAUGAACUGGUGAGUGACUUGCUCCAGGAAGCCCACAGCGAUCUGGAAAAGGUCCGAGCCAUCUGGAUCUGGAUCUGCCACCACAUAGAGUACGAUGUUGAGGCCGCCCAAGAGAAGGACCGCCAAGCCUUUAAACCCACUGACAUCCUGAGGACCCAGAAGACCAACUGUGAUGGCUACGCUGGCCUCUUUGAAAGAAUGUGCAGGAUCGCUGGUGUGCAGUGUGUCACCGUGCCUGGCUACUCCAAGGGCUUUGGCUACCAGACUGGACAAAGCUUCUCUGGAGAGUUCGACCACGCCUGGAAUGCUGUGUACCUUGAGGGCCGUUGGCACCUGCUGGACAGUACCUGGGGCAGUGGCCUGGUAGACACCACCACCUCCAAAUUUACCUUUCUCUACAAUGAAUUCUACUUCCUCACCCACCCCGCCCUGUUCAUUGAGGACCAUUUCCCAGACAACAAAAACUGGCAACUGCUGAAGCCACCUCAGUCCCUGAGGCAGUUUGAGAACAACAUGUACCACAAGAGUGAAUUCUACAACAAGGGUAUGCUGAGUGCCCACCCAGAAACGCCCAUGAUCCGGACAGUGAAUGGGAAAGCCACGGUCACCAUCGAGAGCUGUGCCCCAACCCUGUUCAUGUUCAUGCUCAAUGGCAAGCAGGAACAUGGGCUCCUGAGCCUAAGGAAGAACGGGAUGAAGCUGGAGGUGUACCCUCCAACCAUGGGCACCCACAAGCUACAGAUCUUCGCCAAAGGCAACUCUGAGAUCUACAGCUCAGUGCUGGAGUACACACUCAAGUGCAACUUCGUGGACCUUUCUGGCCGGCUGCCCGCGGAGCUUCACCAGCCCGUGGGCCCCAGUUGGUUCUCGGAGCAGAUGGGCAUCACGAAGCCCUCCCACCCCGACCCCAUCAUCCACACCAGUGAUGGUCGCUGUUCCGUCAGCUUUGGCGUGGAGGAAGGCAUCAGCGUCCUGGCAUCCCUCCAUGGAGAUGACGGCCUUGUCACCGAGGAGACGCAACUGCGCUACAUCUUCCAGCUGAACCGAGAGAAGAGGACAGAGCUGAAAGUCCAGCUUCCCCACGCGGGCAAGUUCGCCCUCAAAAUCUUCGUGAAGAAGAGGCAAGAACAAGGCAACUUCGUCUUUGUCUUCAACUACCUUCUGUGCUGCGCCAACACCAAGGUGAACUGGCCUAUGUUCCCCGAGAGCUUCGGCAACUGGGGGCAGGGCAAUGAGCUAUUGGAGCCCCUCUCAGGGGUCCUUCCCGCCAACCGCAAUGUACCCUUCAAACUAAAGCUGCAUGGUAUCGCCAAAGCGCUGGUGAAAGGGCAGGACACGUGGCCCCUGACCCUUAACCCCGAGGGAUACUGGGAGGGCAGCUGCAGCACCGCUGGCUGCCAAGAAGUCUACGUCAUGGUGCUAGAGAACGCUAACCACAACUUCUACUCCUACAUCCUGAAAUACAAAGUGAAUGACCAGUGAAGGGCUAAAUACCCGCACCCUCCCAGGGCUAAGGCCAGCCCUGCCCAGGGAGGGCCCAAACGGAAGUGCAGAGAGCCUGGGACACCACUAAUCUGCAUGAAAACAUUUCUAGGCCUCUGCCUCAGUCUCCCUGCUCUGCCAAAGGCAUUGAGGAAUUUGUGCUGCUGAGGGCUUCGACUCAGUGCGAUUGUGGAUGAAGGGACAGAGGCAAAGGCCCUUUAGAAGAAAAAGGUGCUAUGUAAAUCCAAGGUAUUGUGAAGUGUACACCCGCGCCUAUGCCUGCUCUUGUGUUAGGACCUUGCUGUAGAGUUGGGUGGGAGAGAGGAGAUGUUGCCCGCCCUGGAAGCUUUUCACACAGUGACUAGAGAAUGAUGCUUGAGUUUGAGUCUACCAGAGAGAUCAGUCACCCAAGAAAUAGUGUUUCUCCACGGCUUCUGGACCCCAGGGAAUGUCGGACCGCUCGUCUUCCAUAUUCCUAGUACCUCUUCAUUAGCCACUUCACGCUCUUCAAGAGCUUGCGAGAGGGGAGAUGUGGAAAAGGAGCUAGCUAACCAUCAGCCAACUCAAGGCUGUUCUCCCCCAAUCCCUAUGAGUCCUGGGCAGGCAGACGAGUCCCAGAGAAACUUCAGCAGAACCAGGGACAGUGUAUGAUAAUAGAAUUCUGCUGCUUCCAGGACCCUUACAAGCAAAACUAGGCUGACGGGACCACCAUGUGCCCUGGAGAGAACGUUUGUGCCUGUCUCGGAGAACGCCUAUCAUAGCCAUUUUCUCUCCUGUCUUUCUCUGAGCUGACAACUCCUGCCCUGACUUCAACCUUCUGUUGGGAACAGUUGAGGGCCUCUUGCUUGCUCAGGCCUGUCCUAAAAAUCCUCGGCUGCCUAGCUGGCCCUCAGCAGCACCUGAGGCUGGUGUUUCCAUGGCAACGGCUGAGGGAAAGGCAGGCUGCAGCAGGAAACAGGCAGGGAAGGCCUGAGAAAGGCCCCAAGAGGCCACUACAACCCCAUCCCGGUGCAGGGAGGCCCUCCAGCACUGUCCCCACCAAACUUCGGGGUUCUAGGUGUCUGCUCGCUCUGCCUAUCUCAGGACCCCCAUCCCUCACUUCUGAGAACCACUCCACAUGUCCUCAGGCUCACCUGCAGCCAGAGCCAGCCUGGGAUACUCAUAACCUCCUUCUCUACAUGGCCCCGCGUUGGAUUCUGGGACUGUAGAGGUUAACACGAAGAACUCAGCCAUAGCCAUCCAGACCUCUGGGUGGGUGUCUGCUGGGUGGGGCCUAUCUGAAAUUCCAGAACCCCAAAACUUCAGUCCUUCAGCCCCUUCCCCACAGGUCCCCCACUGCCACCCACCUGGUACCAAGCUAGGUAGCCUCACUUGUGAUUAGCAUGGCUACUGGGGGCUGAACUGCCUUGGGCUUAUGCCCUGGGUCCUCGGGCGGUUUUCACCUGUCAGCAUCUCUCGUCACUCACUCCUGGAAAACGCACAAAAGCCAGGGAGGCAUCGCCACUCUGCACCACUAGGCACCACUACGAGGUGGAGCGGAAACGGUGGCGUUUGCACAGCCUGAAAACAGCCUUUCCUCACCCCUGUGUUUUAUGAGCAGAAAGAAGUGUGCUAUAUUUUAACAAAAUAAUAAGUGUUUCUGCGAUUCCAGCCACACACUAGACACAGCCCUGACUGCCGCUGCUAGCCCUGCAGAAGAUGAUACCCAUGUUUUUCAAAACAGUAUAAUUAAUCCACUCGGGAGCUCAUAGAGGAUGCUACCCCCAAAUAAACAGGAGCUGUCCUCAGGACCAGAGACCCAGGCCAGCCUCUCCCAGAGCGCUGAGCGCGUGGGUCAUCCACACGCCCCUCCCUCCUCAUUUAACCAGGCAGCCCCUUUGUCAAGGCAACUGUAAGAGCACUCGGGAAAACGCCUGCAUUUCUUUCCACUGAAGUAAAGAUACAUGAAACUAAAUCCAAUCUUCAUGAAUUUUUACACGCAUGCUGCCCAGGCUGGAAAUUUGGAGGUUGCGUUUUUGAAGGCUUUUUAUUCAAAUCCCCCUCUUUGUCUCCGGGUCCACGAGUCCCAGGGUCGAUCGAAUGGCACGAGCGCCCCCUGGUGGUCAAUAUGCGAAGUCGACACCGCUGCAAACCCUCAACUGUUAAAAAUCACUAGGUGCUUUCUCAUCCCUCGUGGAUACGCCGAGGUCAGCGUUGCCAUGCAAACUGUGAGAAGAGCCUGGGGAGACUUCCUGGUUGGCAUGGUGAGAAAACACAGAAUGUGAUGAGAAUUAAGAGAGUUUCGCCCAGAAAUCUUUUCCUGAGACAGAAACCCUGGACACAAGCCUGCCUGGUCGAGGUCGCUUUGAUCACCACACUCACUGCUAUGCCAAUGACAGGCUGAAACUGAUCAAACUCAUCACUGUGCCAGGCAAGCCCCAGGAUGGGUGCCAGGGUGCAGAAGGAUGGGGCGUGGUGGGGCAAAAGGGUGCAAUUAACCUCUUUUCAGUUCGCUUCCGAAGUGCCACCAGCUCAGCUGGACUGCUCUCUGGCUGAUUGUGAAUAUUCUGAGUUCUCCAUAUGUCUCAUUGUCCCACCAGGACGGACUUCUCACAGCCCGCUGAGAUUAAAGAGACGUAAAUAGAUUAAGUGAAGCAUGAAGGAUUUGAGCUAGACAUAAAGAGCCGUUUCCUGUCGUGAAACAGGGGGGCCACGUUGCCAAUAAAGUCUGCAAGAUUCUCAAAGGACUUGAAAAGGAGAAAAGUUUCCCCAGUGUUCUGGAGUUUUCUUUGCCCAUGGUUGGGUUCUCUCUCCACUAAUUCUUAAACUACACUGGUUGACCUGCAGUAAACACUGGGUUAAUGGUGUGACCACAUCGCUCACGACUGUCAGAUUUCUAAGGUUUUUUAUCUGCGGUCUGUCAUUUCUUGUCGUUUGGAAUAAGCACCUAAAGCUGCAGAGGUGACUAAUCCUUCUAACACAUGCGCUGGGUUGUGUGGGUCGCUGCCUGUUGACGGUCUCCUCACAUUGUUGCUGGGGUUGUUUUUCAAUAAAAUUUAUAUUCA
Molecule: messenger RNA, 5067 nt
Organism: Chionomys nivalis (European snow vole)
Lineage: Eukaryota; Metazoa; Chordata; Mammalia; Rodentia; Cricetidae
Gene: Ky
Product: kyphoscoliosis peptidase
Exons: 11
Coding region: 38-2023 (661 amino acids)
Source: RefSeq, a predicted model, not a curated record